AUGCUUGAUAAGAACAACGUCUUGGUAAAGACAUUUCGUAUGGCAAGGGAUAGGUUCAAGGACUCUGAUAUGCACAAUGUACGCUUGCGAUUAAUUGGAUCGCGAUCAAGUGAUGGUAGGGAACAAAACAUGCCUACUUGCUCUGAAGUUGCUGCUAUAAUUGUAGGUGAUUUGAGCGAUGAAAAUAUCCAUCGUGAUAUUAUUGUUGAGAAAAGAAGUGGAUUGUUACAACGAAUAAAUGAACUACACCCAAAAUUCAUGGCCAUGCAAUAUCCAUUGUUAUUUCCGUAUGGUGAGGAUGGAUUUCGAAAUGAAAUACUUAAAAAAGGUCUUGGUGGUGCUGUGCCUUUGACAGAAGAAUAUGUCACUAUGCAAGAAUAUUAUGCAUAUCAAUUACAACAGCGUGAGAAUGAAGGUGAAACAUUGAUUCUUGGUCGUAGGUUGCGACAACAAUUUUUAGUAGAUGCUUACACAUGUGUUGAGGAGUACCGACUAAUUUGGGUCAGGAAUCAUCAACUCCAACUAAGAUCAGAGGUGUACUUUGGAAUAAAGGAUGCUGUAUUUAGAGGAGACACUACUCCUUCAUCUAUUGGGAAAAGAGUUGUUCUUCCUUCAAGCUUUAUUGGAAGCUAUAGAUAUAUGAUUCAAAAUUAUCAAGAUGCUAUGUCAAUUUGUAGAUGGGCUGGGUACCCGAAUUUGUUUAUAACUUUCACUUGCAACCCUAAAUGGCCAGAAAUUGAAAGUUUCCUUUCCUUAAUUCCAGCUCAACGGCCUGAAGAUAGACCAGAUAUCAUUGCAAGAGUUUUUAAAAUCAAAUUGGAUCAACUACUACGUGAUUUAAAACAUGGCAAGCAUUUUGGAAAAGUAAUUGCAGUUAACUACAUAGUUGAAUGGCAAAAAAGAGGCCUCCCCCAUACUCACAUUCUUUUGUACCUAUACCCAAAUGACAAACACCCCACACCUGUGGAUAUAGACAAGAUAAUUUCUGCUGAAAUACCAGAUAAGAUUACAAAUCCAGGGGAUUAUGAAGUCAUUUCACAAUACAUGAUUCAUGGACCUUGUGGUUUUGCCAACCCAAAAUCUCCAUGCAUGGUUGACAAUAAAUGUAGGAAGCAUUUUCCAAAAAAGUUUUAUAUUGACACUAUGAUAGAUGAAGAUGGUUACGCAAUUUAUAGGAGAAGAGAUAAUGGGAUGACAGUUGAGAAGAAGGGUGUUAUGCUUGAUAACAGAUUUGUGGUGCCAUACAACAUUAACCAGCUGUUAGUUAAAUACCAGGCUCACAUUAAUGUUGAGUGGUGCAACCAUUCCAAGUCCAUCAAAUACUUAUUCAAGUAUGUUAACAAGGGUUCUGAUUGA
This is a messenger RNA of Quercus lobata, 1356 nucleotides long. RefSeq lists its product as uncharacterized. The record is from RefSeq and is a predicted model, not a curated record. Lineage: Eukaryota; Viridiplantae; Streptophyta; Magnoliopsida; Fagales; Fagaceae. The transcript has 2 exons. The coding region runs from base 1 to 1356 and encodes 451 amino acids.